Molecule: messenger RNA, 3121 nt
Organism: Aspergillus steynii IBT 23096
Lineage: Eukaryota; Fungi; Ascomycota; Eurotiomycetes; Eurotiales; Aspergillaceae
Product: metal cation transporter MSC2
Exons: 4
Coding region: 235-2931 (898 amino acids)
Biological process (GO): intracellular zinc ion homeostasis; transmembrane transport; zinc ion transport
Cellular component (GO): Golgi apparatus; membrane
Molecular function (GO): zinc ion transmembrane transporter activity
Source: RefSeq, a predicted model, not a curated record
CAUCUGGCCACCUCGUCGCUCCUUGCUUUGCUAUUGCUUCCGCUGAGUGCGCUAUGCCGCGCCCCUUGUCUGCUUCGCCCGGUCGCUACUCUCAAUUGACCCGUUAAAGACUCCCGUUUACCCCUCGAUUCCCUCGGUCCUGCCUUCGUCGAUCACCCUGCUCCAUUCCCCUUAGUCGCUGCCGAGUCUCGAUUGUCUCAUCCACGACGCAUCGCAUAAGCGACAGCUGAGACCAUGUCGACGGGGUCUCCGAUGUCCAGCGUGGAUACGAUUUCAUCGGUAUCGCAUGGACACGGUCAUGGACACGGUCACCGACCUAGUCGGGGUCGCGGUCACGGCCACUCGCGCUCGAAUCGAUGGUCGCACGGCCCCAUUUCUCACUCGGUGUCCUCUUUUGACGCCUCGACGAUUCCACAGCCGCUGUCGCAGCCUGUGACGGCCGCAGAUACUCCCAAUGGCUCUAUUGCCGACUCUCACUGGCAUGGGCACCAGCACACGCACUCCCAUGCCUCGUCGAUCCACGAGAACGGAUGGGCUGGUGUGAACCAUGUCGAUGCAUUUCACACACAUACGCCAAAGCAUAGCCACGCGGGCAGUAUUACGGGAUUGACACCCGAUACACCUCUGGUGUCUGCGGAUCCUGAAGCCACGACCCUUCACGAGGGUCUUGCGGGUGUCAUUGCAGCAUUUCCCUGGAUCGCAGUCUCGUGGUACUACCAGCAAUACGUACGUUGGGAAUCGCCGGCGCCGGCGCCUGGUGAGGACACUAGCGACGACACCUGGACCGCUGCCAGCAGUGGACGGUUAGACUGCACGGCGCAAAGGGCUGGCUUUCUGGCUGCCGCGACAAUGGUUAUACUCGGAUGUACGCAAGCCCUCCAGCUCAUCCAACGCGGUGAGUCUAUGCCAACUGUGCCGAAAAUUGGUCCGAACGAGAUUCGCACGACCCUUGGCCAGGUGUGCUCCAUCGCCCUGCCAAUUUAUGCCUCUUUGAAAGUGGGCGGGUUUCUGGUUGCAUUUACUCUGUUGCUUGCAAUUGCAACUGGGCUCCCGACAAUCAUCCCGGGAAGCAAUGCGCAACCUAGUCAAGGCCGGUUACUUCAGAAGAAGUUGACGGUGGGUGUCAUUUUGGCUGUCGUCCUUUGCAGUUUCCUGGGCAUGAACACAUCUUGGGACACGCAGCCUUUCUUGGGUUACUCUUCCUUGUUAUUGUCAGUUUUUAUCAUCCGCCCUCCCUUUUCUGCCUCUGUUUCUUCAACUUCGACUUCGCCUUCCGGUCUUGGUAUUUCAGUACCCGGAUCCGCUGAGCCCAAAAUGGCGCCUGCGAGUUUGUCCUCUUUUUCCCCAGACGAGGCAGUCCUGACUGUUGGUUCUGGUAUACUACUGGCAUUGGCAUCUGCCAUCACGUCCAGGGGCGUCUCAUCUCGGGCAGUUGACCUUUUGUAUAUACUUUUGACUGCAGGCGCCUUUGCGGCGUCUUUGAUUUUCCUAGUCCCUGGCAAUCUGCGCUCCCCACAUAAAAUCGGGCUUGUGAUUGGCACGGCGACUGCAGCCUUGUUAUGCGCUCCGCCUAUGCGCGACGGGGUUUACCUCACUUACCUCUCUCGGGGUAUCCUAGCUGCUCUUUCGUUCCCAGCCGCUCGAUUUGACGACAAGCAUAUGCGCCUCGGAGCCCAUUCCCACAAUCAUCACCAUCAUUCCCACCACGGGAAGGAUGCUUCACGAAUAACGAACCUUAUCAUCCGCUAUAGCGAGCCAUAUCCUCUGUUGUACAGCAUCCUCAAAGAGAGCGACUCGCGACGCAUCUUCUACUUCAUGACUCUUAAUUUUGCAUUCAUGCUUGUGCAAUUGUCCUAUGGCUUUAUUACCGGCUCUCUUGGCCUUCUCAGCGAUAGUAUCCAUAUGUUUUUCGAUUGUCUCGCACUCGUGGUUGGCCUUUGUGCAGCUGUCAUGAGUAAAUGGCCACCCAGUGCGAGAUUUCCCUACGGUUAUGGCAAGGUGGACACUUUGUCGGGAUUUGCCAAUGGUAUCUUCCUCAUGAUCAUCAGUAUUGAAAUUAUCUACGAGGCCGUGGAGAGACUCUCAUCUGGCAGCCAGAUGCACCGACUCGGGGAGCUCUUGGUUGUCAGUAUUGCAGGUCUUCUUGUGAACCUGGUCGGUAUCAUGGCGUUUGAUCAUGGUCACCAUCACGGUCAUGGACAUGACCACGGACACUCCCACGGCAAUGAGAACAUGCACGGUAUCUUCCUGCACAUCCUUGCCGAUACGCUCGGAUCUGUUGCCGUUGUUAUCUCUACUGUCUUGGUUCACUACUCAGGCUGGGCGGGAUACGAUCCUAUUGCAUCUUGCAUGAUCGCCAUCUUGAUCUUCGCAUCGGCUAUCCCGCUUGUCAGCAGCACCGCUAAGUCGUUGCUCCUUACUCUUCCAGCGGACGUUGAAUACAAUGUUCGCGAUACCCUGGGAGGCGUGAGUAACUUGAGGGGUGUUGUGGGAUACACUGUCCCCAAGUUCUGGUUGGACGACACGGCCGCCUCGGGCGACGACCAUCAUCACCACGGUCACGGACAUAGUCAUGGCCAUAGCCAUGGUCAUAGUCACAGUCACAGUCACAGUCAUGGUCAUGGUCACAGCCACGACCAUACCCACGGGCAUAGCCACGAUCACUGUCAUGAUCACAAUCACUCUCACAGCCACCAUGAUCACUCCCACUCCCACUCCCACGAUCACAGCCAUGACCACGACCACGACCAUGAAAAGACCAACCCCAACGUCCUCGGUGUCAUCCACGUCAUUGUCUCUCGCACUGCAGAUCUCGAAGACGUCCGACAACGAACUGUCGAUUUUCUCCGGGAGAAGAACAUGGAUAUCCUGGUUCAGGUUGAGCGCGAAGGUGAUGGACGAUGCUGGUGUGGAGGUGGAAACAAGUCUUGAAAUCGCAAUCGAAACCGGACAUGCCAAGGCAUAUCUCACUAAAGACCAAAAACAAAAGACCAAAGAGAAACACGGGAAAGCUUUGUAACCUUCUGGAAUUGUAUGUUUAUGUUUUUGAACGAGGUACAUAUGGAAACGGGGGAGUGCUGUACAUGAAGUCAUACAAGAGUUGUCCAUAAAUAGAACGAAC